Molecule: messenger RNA, 2735 nt
Organism: Melanotaenia boesemani (Boeseman's rainbowfish)
Lineage: Eukaryota; Metazoa; Chordata; Actinopteri; Atheriniformes; Melanotaeniidae
Gene: klf11a
Product: Kruppel-like factor 11a
Exons: 4
Coding region: 311-1708 (465 amino acids)
Biological process (GO): regulation of transcription by RNA polymerase II
Molecular function (GO): RNA polymerase II cis-regulatory region sequence-specific DNA binding; DNA-binding transcription factor activity, RNA polymerase II-specific
Source: RefSeq, a predicted model, not a curated record
GAAGCUCCGCGUGUUUUCGCCUCUGAUUUGGUCUUAUUUUGGUGCUGUCACCAGGUUUAUCUGAGGUCACUCUGAACCCGUUGACUCCUGAGAGCGCGCGCGUGUGUGCACGUGUGUCUGUGGAUCCCGCUUGCGCGCGCUAACAACAGUUGCAUCCCUGCAAUGCAUCGCUGCAUCAGAAAGUUUGCAGAUGUUAGAGUGAUGGAGUCCAGCUGGUUGUUGUGAUGCUGCUGCUGGUUUCGCUGGUUUCUUUUGUCUGAGACUUCAGUCACAUCUGCUGGUCGACCACGUGAACGAACCACCGGCGGCCAUGGAGCAGAAGUCGUGCAUCGAGUACCACGACCUGGAGGCCGCCGAGGCACUCGUCAGCAUGAGUUUCUGGUGUCAAAGGCAACACAAGCCACGCCCACUGACCCCCACCUCUGACUCCUGUGACUCCAUCCAGCUCCACCCAGAGGGAGGCGAUGCUCCCAAAGACCUGAUCGCCCUGUCGUCGCUGUGUAUGACUCCACCUCACAGUCCCAGCUUCACAGAGGCCUCCACCACAGCGGUCCUCACUACAACCUCUGCCCCGAGCCCCGCCCCCAGACAGGUCUUACUCCGCCCCAGUCUUACCACCUGCCCUGCCAUCCUCAGCGACUUCCAUACUUGCCUCCCACAGCCUUCCUCUGCCCCUUCCUCCUCUUCCGUCACCACAGAGACCUCAGCACUUCCACCUCACUCCAAGUCGUCAUGUUUGGCUCCACCCAGCAAAGCGAUGGCCACUAGUGUCAUCCGCCACACUGCCGACAGCCUCAGCCCCCCUGCACCUCCAAUCUCCACUCAGCUGACAGAAACCUCCUCCUCGAUCCAAAUGGAAACCACAGCCACAGACACUCCUCCUGAGGAGAAUCAUGCACCUCCUCUGACCCCCGACAGCAUGUCUCCUUCUCCCUCCUCAGUCUCUCCACCUCACACCACUGCGCUGUCUUCCUCUGCGGUCCCCUCCUCUCCGGUCCUCUGCCAGGUUUUCCCAGUGAGCAGUCGGACUGGGAUGAUCUCAGCCUUUGUCCAGGCUCCAGUUCAGGUGCAGACCCAGGGGGGUCCCAAGCCCAUCUUGCCCCAGUCUCCUGCUUCAGGCUUCACUCAGCCUCUACUGGUGGGCUCUGCUGUACCGCAGGGAACUGUCAUGUUUGUGGUGCCUCAGGCACCCGUCUCCCAGCCACCACAGGGCCCACAGACUGUAAUGACCCUGGGCAACACUAAGCUCCUCCCCCUGGCCCCGGCACCUGUUUACAUGCCGUCAGGAGUAAACGGCGGCGCCACGCAGGCAGACUUCUCCCGCAGAAGAAACUACGUGUGCAACUUUCCCGGCUGUAAGAAGACCUACUUCAAGAGUUCCCACCUGAAGGCUCACCUGCGCACUCAUACAGGUGAAAAACCAUUCAGCUGUCACUGGGAGGGCUGUGACAAAAAAUUUGCUCGCUCCGAUGAGCUAUCUCGCCAUCGUCGAACGCACACAGGUGAGAAGAAGUUUGUCUGCACUGUGUGUGAUCGCCGUUUCAUGCGCAGCGACCAUUUGACCAAACACGCCCGACGGCACAUGACCACCAAGAGGGCGUCCUCAUGGCCUGCUGAAACCCGGGAUCCUGGCAAAGAAGCCUUGCCCAAGGGCCAAAACAGAAGUCCUACACUUCCUGUUGGCAUGCUGGUUCCCACCCCCAACUGACUGACUCAUGGAGCCUACAAGGCCCACUCAGGACUCCAGUAAUGGGGGUGCGGGCCAUAGAUCAGAUUCAUAAUUGUGACCGGGUGUUUCAAUCAGCCCCACCUUCCGUAUAAAGAGGAAGUUUUUUGUUCUCUCUGUGGGCCCCGACUACGUUUACAAGACCUCUGAACAGGGUCAGAAAAACCUGGUGGACUCAAAUGAUUAACUUUUUUGUUAAGAUGGCCGUCCUAGGAGUGAUGGAAGAAGUGCUCAGAUCAUUUAAUCAAGUAAAAGUAGGCAACUACUUUGUAUACAUGCCACAGUAAUUCAAGUUAUCUGUAAGAUCCGAGUGCUGCCGUAAUCCGGACUCAUAGCUGGGAAUACCAGCAAAGGGCGGCAAGCUCUCCGCCCUGCUCAGGACAUUUUAAUUCCACAACCACACCCUCACCGCAAGAGGAGGAUAUGGAGGCGACAGGCUGCUAUUUAACCACGGACAAAAACCAACAAAACCUGACAUUGCACUGGAUUUUUAAAAAAUCUUCCUUGUUUUUAUACUCUCCAUGUAUAAUCAUGUUUACUUUGUGUACAUGUUACAUUUAGGAAAAUGUACACACUCUUGUUUAUUGUUUGCCAAAGCUUCUGUAUUGUGCUUUUUUUUCUAGCUGACAUACGUUUAUUUGUUUGACUGUAAAUAUUGUAAAUAUAUUGAUAUCUAUAUGAAUGUUAUGUGUAUUCCAGUCUCCAUUUAUUGACAGUACGAGUUAUUCAUAUUUUUAAAAUGUCAGUGGACAGUAUUCAUCACUGUGAUACUACCUGCUAUCUUUGCUUUACACAUCUUUAUUAUUAUUAUUAUUAUUUAAUAAACCUUUGUUGAGGAAAAGUGCUGUUUUUAAUAGCUUGAUUUGGCCCAUAGUGUAGCCAGUAAAAAAAUACCUCAUGUUAUUAAAUGUUAUCCCUAAUAAUAACAGCUUAUAUUAGAAUAUUCCCAUUUCUAAACAUUUGCUUGUGGGCAACAAUGAACAAUAUGGCUUUUAUAAUAAAACUUUAC